CAGUAUUUAUUUACUAUCGACAAAAUAUAUAAUUUAAUAUUAAUAAUAUAUUGUAUAUAUACAAAUGUCUGUGUGUGAUACCAUUGACCGGAGAUGACGAUGUCUGUUGCGAUUCACCGCCGGUGUUGCUACCAAUGCUACCCUACACCAUCCAUGCGUUACAGGUGAAUUUCGAAAUCAGAGCUGAGAUCGACGACGACGAGUUUUACACGAGAAAGUAGAGAAUAUGGUGUUGCGCCCUAGUGACGAAUUCUGUGGUUAUACGAUGGACAAUUAUCCGCAAAACGGCGGCGGUGGCCAUCAUUUUUACGAGAGCAUCAAAACCGAACUGGAAAGUUUUCGAUUACGUGGCGCAGACGGAGAUUUUUCGGCGUCGAUUGCAGCCGCGUCGGAAGCACUGCUCAGCGACGAUACAAGCUCGAUAGCGUCCAAGAAACGAAUAGACAGCAUGUUCAAGACGACCACUUCCGUGACAGGCGACAUUAACGGGGCGUCCCGCUUCCGCGCCGGCCGCCAGACCAAGUCGUUGGCCGACGAUAACAAUCACUACGACCACUUCAAUUACGGUUAUACUGCCGAUACCAGCGAUAGAAACAACAACAACAACAGCAGCAAGAAUACGGUACAGGAGAAGAUUGAAAAAAUGUUCGCGGAAAUCAGUUCCUCGGAACUCGACACUGACGUGUCAAUGGACUCGACAGCGCCGACGACGGAUACCGGAAGCAACAAAUUCCACGUGCAGUACAUAGGGUGCGCCGGGCUGUCGGGAAAGAUAUCCUCGUUAGAGGGCCUUCAACAGCCCGUCCGAAACAUGUACUUCAAUUACCGGGAAAAUCAACACCAUUACCGCGGCGACGAUAUUUUGCGCCGUCGCGGCUAUUAUCACGACGACGAAGACGACCGUACCGGCACACGACGCGACUUCUCCGGAUUGUUGGAGAUAUCGGCUGCCGGUCUUACUAUCCGAUACAGGAACGAACUAGGUGACAUGGAACAGCGGACCAACGCGUUUCCGUCGAUCGCCGUGUGGGCGGCGCUGAAGUACGUGUGCCGCCGCCAGUCACCGACGCCGCAACGCAGAAUCGCCGGAGAACCUGCGGCCGGAGCCGGUUACGAGUACGCUUUCCUGCCGCUAAUCGCAGAUCCCGACGGCUCGGACAAGGCACCGCUUUUCCGGGACAUGGACCCCGGCGACAGGGCCCGGUUGGACGCGGCCGGCGAUCACGCACCCGUAUUCGCGGUGGUCACACGAGCGGCCGGCAAGCGGCUCGAGUGUCACGGGUUCGCGUGUGAGACAGAAAACGAUGCGCUCCUCAUGGCGGCCAACCUGUACGGGGCUCUCGUCGCGGCCAUGUCUUCGGCUGCGGCCGCGGUGGACGCAGACGCGCCCACAGCCGGCAAUGAGGCCGGGCGACUGGCCGCAACCGGGGCUAAACGUGUCAUCAGACAGCGAAACGGGUUCACGAGCAUGAGCAGCACGGCCGGUUCGAGCGUGGCCGGCGGCGGAGACGUUGCAGCGGAAGAGGCGCCCGCCCUACCACCGCCCCGUCCUCCGCGCAGAAAUAAAAAGUCCACGUCGUCUGUCACAAGCGAGACGUCGGUCCGUGACGACAACUGCGGUGGUGUUUCGUCAACGAUGACGUCGGUGCCGGCAAACAACGACGACGGCAGCGGCGGUGAGGUGUGCAGCGGCGCCAAGACUUUCCAGAUGACCGUCAGACAGGCUCCGUCGCUCCAGCGGGGUGUGUGCAACAGUAGCAGCAUUGCGGUUUCGACAGCGGACGUGCAUCCUCGGAACACGACCAGACAACAACGUACGGACGGUCGCGGCGACAUACUCACCAAAGUGGCCAUACCCAGGAGUAGGAGUUUCCUGAACUCUAACGGGUUGGCGUCCACCAAGUAUUCGAGGCGGGCUGCAGGUUGUGGUAUCGAGACGGCCGCGAACGACCGGCGCCGCCGCCGGAGCAACGGCAGUGGCGUUAUGGGCUUCUCGGAAAUGUUUAACGAGUUGCGCGCGCAAGAGGGACUGAACAAUAUGGACGACAUACUGAACGCCAUUAUCAACGUGGAGGGCAUGUCGUACAAUGAUCUUAAGCCCAUUUAUAAGGAAUUUUUGAUGAAAUUGGCUCUAACGCUCACUAAAGACGAGCUGUACCAGCGGACAAAGGCGAUAAUGACGGAACAGAAACGCAAACGGAACAAGCGACGUCCGACGGUCGCCACGCAGCCGGUUGGCCGCGGACGACGUCUCAACGACAAACUGCGUGACGCGUUGAACUUGCGGGCGGCCAAGUCGCGAAUUAGCGCCGUAUUGAUGCCGGACUUUUGCAAGCGCAAAUCCCGGAACAGAACAUCCCGGAAACAAAAACAACAACUACUGCUGCAGAAACAUCAACAACAACAACAACAACAGCAACUACAGAGGAGACGCCGAUGUUCGUGUUUGGCGAUAGCAGGAUCGUCCGCAGAAUUUCGGCCGGCGGUGGACCGGAAACCGGAACGCAAAUUCCAACGGCGUGCCGUUGUGGGAAAACGGUCGGCGGUUACGUCGGCGAGCAAAGGCCGCGUGGCAUCGGGUACAUCGUCGUCACCCGUCUGCAGCACUUCCGACGAGAGCGACUUUUUCGCGGCCGCGGCGUUGCGGCAACGGCAACGUCAACAUCAACAACUUCAACAGCAACUGCUGAAGCAACCGCCGCAGCUCUACCGCCGCAGCUCACAGAAGACGUCAGCGCGUGCGGCGGCGGCGGCGGUCGAGGAACGUACGGCGUCCGAGGCGUUGUCGCCUGCAUCGGCGUCCGGGUUCUUCAGCUGUUCCGGAGUGUAGGCGGGCGACGCGGCAGAUCGCGACGGUGCAGACUGCGGCGACGGCGCGGCGGAACCGACGGCGUCGCUGGUGUCGUGCAGCUGCGACUCGGACAGCUGCGACAGCGAUAAGUGUUACUGCGGCAAGCCGCGACGCCCGCGCAAAUUCGACGAGCUCAAGCCGCGGGUUCGCGGCGUCCGAGUCGUGUCGCGCGCCGACUCGCCGGGCACCGCGUGGAAGAAGAACGAGCUGCUCAUGCUGUUGCAGCGACGACACGACGACAGCAUGGCCGGUGACGAAUCGUCGGCCGCAGCCGCUGCCGGCGACAAAUGCGGCAUCGAACCGUCCAAGAGCAUCGAGUACCUGCAGAUGACCCGCCGGGCCUGUCCGGGCACCACCGCCGUCGAAUUGCCCGCGACCGCCGGUUCGUCAUCGUCGCCGUCGUCGUCGCUGUCCGCGGCCACCGUGUACUCGUCGUCGUCCGCGGUGCACCAACGCCGGCCGCAACCGUCGCGCGGCGCCAAACACCAUCACCGCCGAUCCGGUUCCAGCGGUUCGGACAACUUUCGCAUCGAUUACGCGCUGUUCGCGGCCAACGCCGCGGCGGGACCGCGGAAUCGCGGCUGCGGCGGCAGGCAAAACCACGCCGCCCCGGACUGCGCGCCCGCGCCGGACGGCCGUCGACGCGCCGCCGCGUCGUCUGCAGCCGCGGCCAGGUCGUACAGCUCCGAAGCGGUGCACAUGGCCGGUUGCCGUGUCCAGUACGGCGGCCACGCGCGACAGCUCCUGCCGCACAGCAAGCCAGCCGCCAGGCGACACUCCGUGCACGAUGGCGUCGGCGAUGACGUCCUGUCGUCGUUCUUCAAGUCGGGCAUUGAAAACUCGUUGGGCUACUAUCCGUGACGAUACGCUCCCCCUCCACCCGUGAUGGGCGGUUGUCGGCUCAAGUGAAUACUGUAAACUUGACCCGAUGUUUUUCAGAUAAAUGCUAUUAAUAUAUUACGUGAACUCGGCUCGAAUAGAAAAACAAAAGCGCAGAUCUUCUCACGUGUUGUUUUUGGUGUAGUCGUACCCUUAUAAGUCAUAGUAUGAUAUUCUAUUUUUGAAAUCCGUUUGUCCGUUUAGCAAUACACAGAGCCCUGCAGAGGACACUGCGAAGAGGCGAUUCACAUUAUUCCUCAAAAGUUAUUUCAUUUAACAUAUAUAUUUUAUUUUUAAAUCGACGAAAAUUAUGACUUAUAACUUUAUGAGUAUUGUAACAAUAAUUAUUAUAUAAAAAUCACUGAAAUAUCGUUUCAGAAUUCCAAUAAAAAAUGAAUUGACUUGUCUAAAUGUUAAAUGAUAUUUUUGUUGAUAAUUAAUAUUGUCCACAGUAAGAUAAUGGAUACGUUACUUUUAUUAUUCCUAGAUUAAAUAAUAUAUCGAGUUUAUUACAUUUUAUUGGUAAACAUUAUAGGGCUGAGUUUAAAUUUUAUAUUCGAUUAUUUAUUGUCUGUUAUUGUCAAAUCGAGCUUACUAAUAUGAAGGUAAUCGCGGACCGAGUAGAUUAAAGUGGCGUACGCUCGUUUAUCUGAAGGGGGAGAGGGAAUUGUCGAAAUUUUCAAGACGUUAUUACCAUUCGCCACCUACUUGUAUUAAUUAUACAGCUAUUGAAAAAAAUGAUAUAUAUAACUUUGUUCCACGUUCAAAAUAAAAAGUGUAAUUUACAAGAUAAAAUAAUAUCACAAGUAGCUCAGUUCACUAAGACUUGUACUGUGCAGUAUGCAUAAAUCAUAAUAUACGAAUCUAAAAGUGAUUGUAUACCUAUAGAUUGUAGCGUUAUUUCCUGUAACAUGCAUUUUUAUUUUACUAGGAUUUACUGUGAAUAAAAAAAUGUUCGUGACCUUUCCAUAUCAAUAUACCGCCAUAAUAUAGUAUUAACCGUUAUUAACCAUUAUAUUUUACAGAAAAGACGAGUGUGUGGGUCAUGAAUUCAAAUUAUAAUUUAGGAAACAGAUAAUUUAGAAAUGUAAUAUUAAAACCUGUAUAAAAAGUAAGAAAUUGGUAAAUCCAAACCAAUUUUAUGCGUAUGAUCGGGAAAUGGUUUGUCGAUAUGUGUGUUAUAUAGAAUAUAUAUAAAGUGAAAUAAUCAAUCGGUCAAUUCAUCAACUUCAUAGUCAUCCACCAUCCAUUUUAAUAACGGUGUUGACAUACACCCCUUUACUGGCUUUACCUCUUCGUGUACGCCACUAUAGAGUAACGACAACGUUUCAAAGCUUCGUCAUAGUCUUUAUUAUUAUUUAUUGUUUAAUGUUUAUUAUUAGGUAUAAUAUUAUUUAACAGUUAGAACAUAGUUGAACAAGCGCUCGCACACGUCUAACAAGUAGCAGUUUGUUCUGUAAACGGAGUUGGGCAAAUUUUUAUCUAAAUAAACAUGUAUUCAAAUAAGAAAUUAUUCGAAAAAUUAUAUAAACAAAAUAUUGUU
Melanaphis sacchari is the source of this 5273-nucleotide messenger RNA. RefSeq lists its product as uncharacterized. The record is from RefSeq and is a predicted model, not a curated record. NCBI's taxonomy places the organism in Eukaryota, Metazoa, Arthropoda, Insecta, Hemiptera, Aphididae.